CACAGUCUCGCCGCUCUCGGGAAUCUGGCGAGCUCUUCUACCUUACACGCAUGCGUAGAUAUGAAUUCUGCCUCGGGAAUGGGAUUGUAAAACCUGGACAAAUCUCUGAAAACGACAAAACCGCCCGGACGCCCGGAUAGGAGUACAGAAAGAGGACAUGUCCGGGGAAAACCGGACGUACGUGGCACAUGCGCAGGACCCUCAUCAUUCCACAGAGAAGCCUUCUAUCCAUUGUCAGAAGUGUGGUGAGCCAUGCAAAGGAGAGGUGUUCCGUGUCCAGUCCAGGCACUUUCACAUCAAGUGUUUCACUUGCAAAGUAUGUGGCUGUGACUUGGCACAAGGUGGCUUCUUUAUAAAAAAUGGUGAGUACCUGUGUACUCUAGACUAUCAGCGAUUGUAUGGGACACGCUGCCAUGGCUGUGGAGAUUUCAUAGAGGGUGAAGUUGUAACAGCCCUAGGAAAGACGUACCAUCCAAAUUGCUUUGUCUGCACCGUCUGCAAACGCCCAUUUCCUGCAGGAGACCGGGUUACUUUUAAUGGAAAGGACUGCCUUUGCCAGCACUGUGUCCAACCAAUGUCACCUAGUCCGAAAGAAAUCUCAAGUUCAAACAAUUGUGCUGGCUGUGGAAGAGACAUUAAAAAUGGACAAGCAUUGUUGGCACUUGAACGACAGUGGCACCUGGGAUGUUUUAAAUGCAAAGCCUGUGCAAAAGUCCUGACAGCAGAGUAUAUCAGCAAGGAUGGUGCACCGUACUGUGAAAAAGAUUACCAGCUGCAGUUUGGAGUAAAAUGUGAGGCCUGCCAGCAGUACAUCACAGGGAAGGUUCUAGAGGCAGGAGACAAACAUUAUCACCCUAGCUGUGCACGAUGCAGCAGGUGCAAUCAGAUGUUCACCGAAGGCGAGGAAAUGUACCUGAAAGGUUCUACGGUUUGGCAUCCAGACUGUAAGCUAUCCACAAAAACUGAGGAAAAGCAAAGGCCUACAAGAGCAUCGUCAGAGAGCAUUUCUUCCAGACCUGGUUCAAGUAUUCCUGGAUCUCCAGGCCACACAAUCUGUGCGAAGGUGGAUAACGAGAUUCUUGAUUAUAAGGACUUGGCUGCUAUUCCAAAAGUUAAGGCGAUUUAUGACAUUGAGCGCCCUGACCUGAUAACGUAUGAACCAUUCUAUAGUGCCUGUGACGACAAGCAGGAAAGGCAAAGCAUUGGCGAGUCACAGAGUCCUACAAGUACCAGCUCCCCAGUAUCCACUGAUGCUCUCCAAGAUCUAAGACGUGACAGUUCUUCUACAAUGACCGAAACAUCUCCAAGGACCUUAUCUCCAACACUAUCUACAGAAGGGUACCAGGAUGCUCGUGAGCGUAUGCUGUAUCGAUCAACAAGCCAGGGCUCCAUAAGUUCACCUGGGUACACUCGCCAUAGCUACACCCCUACAGUCUCACGAUCACCACAGCAUUUCCACAGACCUGAGCUGCUCUCUACUGGUGUGCAGCGGUUACCGUAUCUGCGCACUAGCAGUUUCAGCUCCUGCCACAGUGACUCCCGCCCUAACUCCCCUUUCCGAAACCACUUCAUCCCCCAUGUCAAAGCCGCAUUCUGCAUAGGCAAUGAGCCGUCCAGUGGUCGGAAUUCCCCACUCCCCCACCGGUCAGACAGUCGCCCGUUAACCCCAACAUUCGCUCAAGCCCCUAAACAUUUCCAUGUUCCAGAUCAAAGUAUUAAUAUAUACAGGAAACCACCCAUCUACAAGCAACAUGAUGCAGCUGCCUUGGCAGAACAGGCCAAGUCUGCAGAGGAUAUCAUCCAGUCCUCCAAGUUCCCAGCAGCCCACGCACCAGACCCUGGCGAGGUACCAAAGAUUGAGACAGAAUAUUGGCCAGGUCCACCCUCUCUUGCUGCCGUAGCAGGAUCGGAUAUGCGUCGCCGAUCGACUGGUAGGGAAGAGGAAGAUGAAGAGUUGCAGAGACGUCGACAGCUUCAAGAGGAACACCUAAACAAGAUUCAAUCUGGUUUGGGGAAGCUGAUUCUGAAAGAGGAAAUGGCGAAGGAGAAUCGAGAGAGAUACACACAGUCAUUGACUCGUAGUCCCUCAGGUCACCGUUAUGAGUCAGUGCUCUAUUCAGCUCUGCAGGAUUCUGCUUCCAAAACUUCUUCUCUUCCUGGUUAUGGAAGAAAUGGACUCCAUCGGCCACAGUCUACAGACUUCUAUCAGUACAAUAGCUAUGGCGAUAUAAGUGCUGAUAUGAAAGAUUUCCAGUCCAUUCCAGAUGGUCAUGUGCCUGUGACAAGAAUGGACAGAGGAGUGUCUAUGCCUAACAUGUUGGAGCCAAAGAUUUAUGCAUAUGAAUUGCUAAUGGUAACCAACAGAGGGCGAGCUAAACUGCCAAAAGAUGUUGACAGAACAAGGCUUGAGCGUCACUUAUCACCUGAGGUUUUUCAUGAUAUCUUUGGGAUGACAAUCCAAGAGUUUGACAGGUUGCCUAUAUGGAGACGCAAUGAGCUGAAGAAAAGGGCAAAACUCUUCUAGCAAAGUACACGAAUGUCACUGGAAGAAGGAUUCGAUUACUAGGCCUUUUUGUGAAAUAUGCAGAUAUUUGUUAUGGACAACCACAGAUAAGCAACUGUGUCCAUGAAAAGACAAGGGGGAAUUCUUGGAAACAUAUUCCCUUGCUCAACUAAUUAGGUCAAAACUGGAGCUUGGAAAACAUGUCUACAGAGUGAAAGUUAUAUAGGCAUAUUAUAUUGCUUUUCGUGUGUGGCUACAUGAAAAAAAUGUCACUGUUGGAUUUUCUGUUUAAGCUUUUUAUUGUUUUAUCCAGGUCUCAUAUGUGCAGUAUUGGCAAAACUUAAUUCUUUCUCCAUGCACUCACUGCAAAUAAUAAGUCGUAUAGAAUGUCAGCCUACAUUCAGUGUUUGGAUUGGAAUGUCUUUAAAAAGCAACAACAGACUAAAAAUUGUCUGGUCAUCCCAAAACCUAACAGGCCAAGAAUCAUAUAUGAUAAUAAUAUACCAGUAAUGCUAUGGUAAAGGAUUGGAGUGAAUGCUUUAAUCUUUAGUACACCUUCUCACUUCUUGUUUCACACGCAGAGAUGGAAUUAUUUGCUUUGCAAAAAAAAAAAAAAAAAAAAAAAAUUAGAAUUAAAAAUGUGAAUGCAGAUACAUUUCCAAACACAUUUACCACUGAAAUUACCCUGUAGUUCUUCCAUAAGCUGAGUAUGUCCAGGGCUAGUGUACUGCACUAGGGGCCAAAUGCUUUACCUGCUGAAGCAGUGCUACCUGUACUCACCAUUAUGUCGCUGUACAUGCAUCAACAUUCACCUUGUGAGUGGAAACCCCCUUCUUCCCCUUGACUUGUCAUUACCUAUGCAUCUUUUCCCUAGUCCUCAGCAAUAUUUUUCACCUUUAGUAUUCAAGCUUAUUUUCUGAGUAGCUGGAAGAUGUCCAUGUUAAUCAUAGCUAGUUAGAACUGCCCCAUUGCAAAUGACAGAAGACAAUAGUACUUAAUUAUUUGCACGAGUACUGCCUUCCUUUUUUGAAAUCCAGCAGUGAGAGUGAUGUUUAUGCACUGCUUUACCAUAACAGAACAAUCUUGGCAAUUUCUUAUUAGUUUGAUCACUACAGAAAUAAAACGAUGGAAGGAAACGGAGUGAGACACAAUAACACGGUUGGCCUUUAUGACAAAUUUAACAUGCCUUCUGAUCGCAUGUUGUCAAAUAGAUGAAAAUCCAUGUGUAGACCUUUCCUUUGUUAAAACAGUGCUGAAUGCAUUACUCCAAUAUAUUGCCCAAACAUGACUUACAGUAUUGGUGCUUAAUACAUAACUGUUUAUUCUUUCAGUGUAAUUUAAUGCAAAAGUUGUGUUUAUCAUCACAUAUUCUAGGCACUAUCUGCUCUAUAAGAUGUGGAAGGCAUUUUUGUUGCUUUUAUUUCCUUAGAGAUAGUCCAACUGGGGUGCAGAAAAUAUAUGUAGUUUUGGCUGUGCUCCUACCAUCUGUUCAUUCAUCAGCUGUGUGUUUUGAAAUGAUCAGUUUAAAUGUCUCGUUCAUGUUAUCUGCUGUAAGCAGCAGGGGAGAAAAGUUAUGUAGCAUGCACCAUAAGAUAUGUUAGAAAAUACAUUUUGAAAUUUAGUGUGAAUAAACCUUGUGGCUGUAAGGAUGCAAGAGUUCAUUGUUAAAACCAAAGCUUUGAUUGCAGGUAUCUCAUUCCAGUUAUUAAUGCAUCUGUUAAGUGCAUCAGUUUUGUUGUGUUUUCUGAGUGAAGCUAAUUAAUAUCUUACCUACCUAGUUUGAACAGUUGACUCAUCAAACACAUUGUUUGUAAACGGUUAUUGUCAGCAGUAUUUUCAGCUUGAUGUCAGUGUGACCUCACUGAAUAUUUCCCCUUAUGGGGAGUUGCUUUGCUCUUUAAUAUUUCUUAGGAAAAAAAAUAGCUUUGUUUUAAUUUAUUGUGCUAUUCCCAUAUACCUUUUCAUUAACCUGUCUCCAGAACUUGCUUUCUAGGGUGUUUCCUGACAGAGGUGUAUGAUAUUUUAUCACAUAAAGUAUAACCCAUAAGACUAGAUGACUCUAGAACUUCAGUAAGACCAGAUUACUCUAGAACUUCAGUGUACUGCCUUGCUGUUAGCUUACUGAGUUGCUCACUACGCUGCCCCUUCACUGAAACCACCUUGAGUGAAGAGGUCCUGUUAUAUAAGUCUGAGAUGUGCUGUUGUCCUUGUGGAAAUAAUUGGUUUAAGGUUUGUAACAUCCUGUAUAGAUUCAUAGGUAGGUAGGUAUAGAAUUAUUUUUUCAACUUGCAGUGAUAGGAGAGUUCUAGUAAUUACAAGCGUGGAGUAUUUUUGUCAGGCAGAACAUGAAUAUUCAUAAAUUGUAGACUGCUGCAAUCUAACCUAGUCAUAUUUUUUUUUACUUUAUCAGUUAUCUUUACUUUCCUAUUCAUCAGUGUACUGCUGCCAUUGACCAAUCAGCAAUACUGUUCCCUCAGGUCAAUGCAUGCUGCCGACUUGGGGUGAGACACAGCUGUCUGACAGUCUGCUAUCAUCUAUGAAGUUGGAGUAUUUUUGCACUAACUUGCCUCCAUAGCGAUGACAGAUGUCUUGUGCUGGGCUCUGUGAUGAGUGAAUGCAUCAACAUUCUCGCUUAUCCUGUGCUACAGUGUAGAGUGCUGUUUGGCAGAUAUCCUUGUCCUGUUCCUGUACUGGUGGCGUUCUCUCUGUGGGAUAAGGCAAAGUGCCACAGUGUCUGAUACUUACUGAUCUUCAUAAGAUGUAUUUUAACAGUUAAACAAAUUGCAUUGUCCUUUCACCUCUAACACAUACUUGGAAAUAAUUGUUUAAGAUUAUCACUCCUUAUCCAUUGAGGCAUCCUUCACCUCCAGUUUCUAUCUGAACAUCAUAUUUUUCUUUAAAAAGUAAACCAUGUAAUGUCAUAUAGCAUUGCUAUGCUUUUCUCUUAUGUUCUACCAAUAACUAUUCAUUGCUGUGAAAUUAAGAUAUUUCCAAAUGGCAAUCAAUAGGCUGAAAAAGUAUUACAUUGACCGCAUUUAAAGAAACAAUGUUUAAAUGAUAUGUUAUUUUUAUAUUUAGCAAUCUAACAAUGCUACUCUAAAACAGCAUAAUAUUACUGCCACUGUGAAAGCAUGUUUUGUGAAAAAGGAAAUCUAGCUGGAUUUAAAAUCACUUUAUGCUUUGAAAAAUUUAAUACUGGAACAUCUGUACACCAUGUGCUCUUUCACAUAUACAUAUGUUUUAUAUAGUUGCUGCUGUUAUAAAAUGUCCAGAAAGAAGAUAUGAGGUGAGCUAAAGUUUGAAAUUGUAUCUUGUUGGAGAAUAUGCCCAGUUUGUUGUGCUUUGUGGUGCAAGCAUUUCACAUGUAACCUAACCAUGAUAUGUAAUUAAACCUACAGGUACAACACUCAGUGCAGUUAUUUUGGGAUGACUCUUGUAUUAUUUACAAAGGAUAAGAGAUGUCCACACUAGGUAGUUCUUUAACUAGUGCAGUAUAUUCCAGAACUGAUACCUUUCAUUAUAUCUGUGUGGCAUUAUUUAAUGAUGUAAAGGCAAGUGGGACAGCUAUAAGUAAAUCUAAUUGUUCUUAUAUAUAUUGUAAGAAGUUCUGUAAAUUCCACUUUGUUGUUUGAUAUUUAUGUUCUAUAAAUGUGUCAGGAAUUAAUCUUUAUAUAGUAUAACAGAGUGAAAUUUCUAUUUUUAAGUGAUGAGGCUAAGGCAAAUCAUGAGGGUUUCCAUUUUAACUUUCAGGACUGUAAUUGUGAUCAGAACCUGCAAACAUUUAAGUGCGAUUAGGGGAAAAUAUAGCCUACGUUCUGAAAUUGCUGUUAUAUUGGAGAAUUUCCUUUGCUCUGAUGGAGCAAACUCAGAGUUAGUGUAUAUAAGUAGUGGGGGGAGGGUAAUGUUUUUAUUGUGUAUCAGUGACUUUCACAGUUAUUUGUAGGGAGUCGUACUCAUUUUUUGUCUCAGUUUCAGGGCUUUGCACUUUCAAAUCUGAAAUGUCCAAUAGGGCAUCCAACAAAUAAUAUAUAAUAUAUAUUUGCAUGUAUCUUUACAUAAAUUAUCAUAGGCUAAAAGCUUUGUAUAAUGUACUAAACCCAUGUAUAAUCAAAAACCAUGUUACCUUACACACAUGCAUGGCACCCAAUUCCUGUUUUAAUAAUAGCAUAAAAUAUUAUCUGAAGGUUACAGAAUCUGACUAAAGCUUGUUAAAUCUAAAUGUAAAUGAAACAUCAUGCAUUAUUUAGCUUUUGGUGUUUAUAGUCAUAGCUUGACUGGGGUGGCAGUGAGGCUGAUAUUGAAACUCCAACCGUGACCGGUAUUAAAAUAAAAGCCCAGCUGUUUAUAUGCUCUGUUUCAUUAUCUCGGUCAGCAUUACAGCUUGAAGUCAGUCUUGAUGUUCGCUUAGAUUUGUAUGAUAAAAUGUUGUGGAUAGACAAGAGUCUUCUAGUAUGUCACACUUGUUACAUUCAACAACGAAGCCGUUGCAUGUCUGCGUUACUUGCUUUGCAGAAAGUUUAGUUCCUUGCUUAUCCUGUCAUGUAGUGUAUAUUGAAGUAUUACUGUGUGUUAUUCUCCAUGCUUCACAGUAAACAACCCCGCUGUCGUCUUUUUCCUGCACUUAGGAUUUGUUUCUUUUUUGCUUCUGGAUAAACACUGCAUUUAGUUAAACUUACUAUUUUCAGUGUAGUAUUGCAGAAUUUGAGUCACUAGAUAACUGUGUCUAUGUAUGUGGACUAAAUAAAUAUGUAAAAGUAUGUUUAAUAGGCCCAGAAGAAACUAGAAUAUUUAAGUAUUAGCCUUUUCUGGAAAUAUUUUUGACAAUUUCUUGAAGACAUCCUACCCUUUUCUCAUGUAAAUGCAAGGCAGUCUCAGGGAACCUGUAACUUUUUCUAAAUCAUGUUAUGGUAUGCAUUUUCAUAACUACUAGCGUAUUCAAAUGGCAAUGCAGAUGUGCUCUUUAGUAUUUGAGGUGAAUCACAGUUAAAACCAUUGAGUCUUUAAUAUGUUCACUUACGGCUCUUUUUGCUGCCCACAGAUCUGUGUUCAUCUGCAGUUAAACAUUUGAUGAUCUGGAGAGCAGCGUACCUCAAAGGAAUUUGAGUUAAGCAGCUAGUAGGCAGUUAACAUCAUGUAACAACUAUGAAAAUGUUGUAAAGCCAACGUUUUGGGGGAGUUCAGUUAUCUUUUUUCACGUUCUCACACUUACUCAGAAUAGUCAUGUUAAUACCAUAAAUUGUACCCUGUGAUGUUAUUAAAUGUAGAAUUCAUCUGUCAACAAAGCAAACCAAGUUUGUUUUCAAAUGCUGCCUUUUAAUUUCUUUUCCCUCAUUGUAAAGAACAACUAGAAUAUGUUGUGUACUGAAUAUGAAAUAAAAUCAGAAAAUAACAUGGUUUGAAAUACCUGUUGAAA
Protopterus annectens (West African lungfish) is the source of this 7916-nucleotide messenger RNA. RefSeq names its product actin binding LIM protein 1 (gene ABLIM1). NCBI's taxonomy places the organism in Eukaryota, Metazoa, Chordata, Ceratodontiformes, Protopteridae. The record is from RefSeq and is a predicted model, not a curated record. Gene Ontology annotation, biological process: lamellipodium assembly; cilium assembly; cytoskeleton organization. The transcript is spliced from 27 exons. Gene Ontology annotation, cellular component: actin cytoskeleton; stress fiber. Bases 158 to 2524 code for a protein of 788 amino acids. Gene Ontology annotation, molecular function: actin filament binding.